AUGGCCACUCCAGUAUUCCAAAGAACAGCCCUUGAUCCAGAGGAGGCUUACUUUAUAAUGACCAAGAUUGAAGAGUUGGGCUUUAUCCCCAACAAAUAUGUACAAGGCUUUAGAACCUUGGAUACUGACAAGAAGUUUCAAGAUUUGGAGCCCAACAUAUCAACCACUCUACCAAUCUGGAUGGUGAUUGAAUUGCACAAGAAGAAACUGG
Molecule: messenger RNA, 211 nt
Organism: Puccinia graminis f. sp. tritici CRL 75-36-700-3
Lineage: Eukaryota; Fungi; Basidiomycota; Pucciniomycetes; Pucciniales; Pucciniaceae
Exons: 1
Source: RefSeq, a predicted model, not a curated record